This is a messenger RNA of Medioppia subpectinata, 1192 nucleotides long. NCBI's taxonomy places the organism in Eukaryota, Metazoa, Arthropoda, Arachnida, Sarcoptiformes, Oppiidae. The record is from the annotation of a GenBank genome assembly.
AUAUAAUUUAUUUUUAAAUUCAAUUACCCAGAUGGAAAUCAUAGAAUCUCGAGGCUUUCAAUCGGAGACCCAUUACAUAACAACAACGGAUGGGUAUAUACUGACUGUCCAUCGGAUAGUCAACCCGUAUAUAAAAGAUAGGUCAACCCUAAAGCCUAUACUACUUCAGCACGGCUUUCAAAGCUCGAGCAAAGGUUGGCUCAUUAACUCUGCCGGUGCUCUGGACGCCCGGGGCGUGUAUAGCGAACCGGGACGUGAGGGUCAGGUCGGCAACGCUUUGGCCUUUGUGUUGGCCACACAUGGAUACGAUGUCUGGUUGGCUAAUAUGAGGGGAAAUGUGUAUUCACUUAAUCAUACUGUGUUUACCAGCGAUGACACGGAUUAUUGGAAAUUCUCAAUCGAUGAGAUGAUUGAAUACGACUUCCCGGCGCUCAUUGAUCACAUACUCAGCGCAACCAAACAUAAGACCCUGAGCUAUAUCGGUCACAGUCAGGGCACGAUCAUGAUGUUUGGUCUGUUGGCCUCUAAACUCCAGUACAACAAUAUAAUAAAGCCAUUCAUAGCCCUGAGUCCGGUCUCAUUCCUGGGCCACUCGACUACACCGCUUAUAUAUAUGACAUAUUUUGAACGUCUCUACCGCUCAUAUCCAACAUCUCUAUUACAUCUGGGUAAAGUGCAACAAUUUUACGCCCAAUUGUGUGAAAACUAUUAUAUGCAAGGCUUUUGUCAGAAAAUUUUUUACGCCAUCAUGGGUUUCGGUGCACAUCAUAUGGAUUACGUUUAUUCUAGAAUCGGCUCAUUCCUGGCUACCAUCCCCUCGGGGUCGGGCACGUGGGCGGGCACUCAUUUGCUACAAAAACUCAUUACAAAAAGGCCCACAAAAUUUGAUUUCGGAGAGUCCGGUAAUAUUGAACGGUAUGGCCAACCGGUGCCGCCCGAGUACGACCUCUCGGCCAUUAACUCCACAAACAUAGCGCUGAUAUACGCGGCCAACGAUUGGCUCAACGAUAUUAAAGACAUUGCCGUACUUAAGGGUACGCUAAAAGUGAAAUUACUGGAUGAUUAUUUAGUGCCGGACCCGACGUGGAAUCACAUGGAGCUGAUGUGGGCCCGGGAUGUCGGCAAAUAUGUCAACACUAGGAUAAUCGACAUUUUGGAUAAAUUUAUACAUCAAGCAAUAUACAAAAAUUAA